This is a messenger RNA of Salarias fasciatus (jewelled blenny), 1861 nucleotides long. Its product is annotated as zinc finger protein 182-like. Gene Ontology annotation, molecular function: DNA-binding transcription factor activity, RNA polymerase II-specific; RNA polymerase II cis-regulatory region sequence-specific DNA binding. The coding region runs from base 21 to 1349 and encodes 442 amino acids. The transcript is spliced from 2 exons. The record is from RefSeq and is a predicted model, not a curated record. Lineage: Eukaryota; Metazoa; Chordata; Actinopteri; Blenniiformes; Blenniidae. Gene Ontology annotation, biological process: regulation of transcription by RNA polymerase II.
UCAAACAUUGUCUGUCAUUCAUGAUCAAUAAAUCAAUAGUUGUAAAAUACACAGGACAAUCCAUUCAUGAAAAGGCUCUUAUUUCAGGUGCAGCUCCUAACCUGCAGUUCGCCCUGUGUCCAGCAGGUGUCAGUGUGAUGCUGAAUGACGUUUGUGAUCCUCUUGCAAGAACACUAGAGAAGAAGCAGGCUGCAUUGUUUAUUAGUCAGUGUUGCUGGUGGCUGUUUGGGGCUCUGUGGGUUCGCGGCUGUUCAUCUCCUGCUGUCACGAUGAGUUCAGUUCAAGCUUUUAGGGAUUUUAUCAACGAGCGACUGAAAGCUGCUGCUGGAGAAAUAUUCGCCGUCUUUGAACAAACUGUCGUCCAGUACGAGGAGGAGAUUGAUCGCCACCGCAGACUGCUGGAACUCUGCUGGAAACCUCAAAUCAAGUUACACAGAACAGAGCUUCCACAGCACCAUGACUGUACGGAGGAGCAGCUCUUUCACCAGGAAACAAACGACUGCAGAGAGCAGGAGGAACCAGAACCUCCACUGAUACAGGAACAAGAACAACCAGGACUUCUCCAGUUCAAAGAGGAACCAGAAACUCCACAGAAUGAGCAGCACGAGGAAUUCAGUCCCAUCCAGGAGGGAGAGCAGCUUAUUCUGAAGUUUGAAGGUGAUGCCUUUAUUGUACCUUCUACUGACAAACAAAGUGGCCUGAGUGAACCAGAAGUAGUUCCGGACACUGAGCAGUUCCUCUCUGAUGACUGUGAAUCAACUACAAAUGCACACCUGAAAAAACUCUGCACAUUUCAUGGUGACAGUGUGGAAAACUUUCCUGUGGCAGAGCAGCAGGCUGAAGAUGAGAAGAUUCUCUGUGAGGAAACAUGGAGUAAAACUGUCUGUAAAAAACGUGACUUAUGUCUGAACUUAGGAACUGUCACUGAUAAGAAGAGACUCAUUUGUGAACUUUGUGGGAAAAGUUACAGCCGACAGGAUUUUUUGACCAGUCACAUGAGAGCUCACACAGGUGAGAAGCUGUAUUCUUGUGAAACAUGUGGGAAAGGUUUCAACAAACGGAAUAAGUUUAUGAGUCACAAGAGAACUCACACUGGUGAGAAGCCACAUACUUGUGAAUCAUGUGGAAAAAGUUUCAGUCAAAAGAAUAAUUUGUCCAGCCACAUGAGAACUCACACAGGUGAGAAGCCAUUUCCUUGUGAAAUCUGUGGCAAAAGUUUCAGUCGAAAGAGUAAUUUGUUGGUCCAUGUGAGACGCCACACAGGUGAAAAGCGUGAUUCUUGUAAAACGCGGGAACAGUUUCCAGCAUGCAUAUCAGUUGUUGAUACACAUGAGAACUCACACAGGUGAGAAGCCGCCUUCAAGCGAAACGUGGAAAAUGUUUCAGUCAACAGGUAGUUUGUGGCACCAUGUGAAAACCCACAAAGAGAUGAAGUCAUGAAAGACUCUGUCAGAUCUCAUUCAAGAAGUUCAGCUGGAGCCCAAAAUAAGCUGUGCUCCAGUUGAAAGGAAACGGUGAAAAGAUUAUAGAAAAAGGUGCUUUCAACUUGUGUUGAAUUACUGAGAGGCUGACAGACACUUCCCCAGUUGCAUAAUGACUCUUUCAGGAGCACAUUUCGUUUUUAUUUCUAGCAUGAUUGUCUUUUUUUGUUUGGAUUUUGUCAAAUCUUCCAUGAGCAGAUGUGGACUUUGUAUACAUGGAAGUAAAAUGUUGGUAUGAAUCCAUUUUGGUUUUGUUAUAAUGGGGUUUUUUUUCAACAUGAGCCAUUCAUAAUUUCCCAUUUUUCCCACAGUUUUUACACUACUUAGGGGGAAAAAACCCAAAAAACUGUCUACUUGCAACGCACUGCUUGCCCGCUGAA